Prorocentrum cordatum is the source of this 1521-nucleotide messenger RNA. The record is from the annotation of a GenBank genome assembly. Lineage: Eukaryota; Dinophyceae; Prorocentrales; Prorocentraceae.
AUGAAGUUGCUCUGGUCACUGCCGCUGAUCGCGGUGCUGGCCAGCUGCGCGGGCGUACAGGCCCAGAACCCGGGGGUGUACCCGAUCGCGUGGGGCGGCGGCCGCGCCUCCCGGCCCCCUGGAGGAGGCGGCCAGCCUGCGCCGCUGCGGCAGGACGCCGAGGCGCUCCUGGCGCAGAACAACGCCCUGCUCACCCAGUACGCCGCGGAGCACCCCCCGAGCAGGCUACCGCCGCCCGCCCAGCCCGGGUUUCAGCUGCUGCAGCGCGGCGGCGGCGGCUACCAGGGGUCCUACGCGGCGCCUCAGCCGGCCGAGGGAGGGCAGCCUCAGGAGUUCCAGCCGCAGGCGGCGGUCAUGCGCGGGCCGCAGCAGCAGCAGCAGCAAGUGCAAGGCCGGCAGAUCAUCUGGACCAACGACGUGCCUCGGGGCGCUCAGCUCGUCGCGGCAGCCCCCGAGGGCGUCGAGCUCGCGCCGCCGCCGCAGUGGCAGCCGCCGUCGGCCGCUGAAGGCAAGUGGUACGCUGCCCAGAGCUCCGCGCCGAAGGAUGUGCAGGACCAGGAGGUCGUGUCCUUUGCGAACGCGCAGGACACCCGUGCCGAGGUGGCGGGGACGAAGCUCGAGAGCAUUCAGCCGCACUCGCCAGAAGGCGGCGCGCCGCAGCAGCCGCCGCCGCAGCGGCCGCAGCCCCAGUACCAGCAGGAGGUCGAAGGCCAGCCGCUCCAGCAACCGCAGCAGAUGCAGCAGCAGGACCAGCCGCAGCGGCAGCCCGAGCAGCAGCAGCAGCAGCAGCAGCAGCAGCAGCAGCAGCAGCAGCAGCAGCAGCAGCAGCAGCAGCAGCAACAGCAGCAACAGCAGCAACAGCAGCAGCAGCCUCAGCUGCAGCAGCAGCAGCAGCAGCAGCAGCAGCAGCCACAACUGCAGCCGCAGCAGCAAGAGCAGCAGCAAGGGCAAUCGCAGGAGCAACAGCAACCGCAGCCACAACUGCAGCCUCAGCUGCAGCAGCAGCAGCCGCAGGAGCAGGCACAGCAGCAGCCGCAGCAGCAGCCGCAGCAGCAGCCGUCGUGGUCGCCGCCGCCGCAGCAGCGGCCGCCGCAGCAGCCGCAGGCGCAGCCGUGGCAGCCGCAGCAGCGGAUGCAGCAGCAGCAGUCGCCGCAGGCGGCGGAGCCGCAGCGGCGCCCUUCGCGCGUCUCCAAGGAGUGGCAGCCGCGGCCGGCGAGCGCGCCACGGGCGGGUGCCCAGGCGCACGCGCAGCCGCUGGAGGGCGCGCACGCCCUCGUGGGCUCCGAGCCGCAGGGCCCGAUGCCCGCGGCGGUCGUGGAGCAGCUGCAGGCGUGGCUGCCGAAGGAGAUGCUGCAGUACGGCCCGUUCAUCGCCGGCAUCGAGUUUGGUUAUGGCCUGCAGCUCGCGAACACCCGCCCAUUGGCAGCAGGAGAUGCAGGCCCCUUCGUGGGGGCGCUGCAGCCCGACAGCCUGGCCGGGCAGGCCCGGCAGGUGGAGGCCGCCGCUGGCAUCCAGCAGCAG